AUGUUUCAAUAUCUUCGUUUUGCCAAUAAUUCCUUUAAGGGAGAACUUCCAUUAAAUAUCACGGGUUGUUCAGGGCUAAGUAUUCUUGAUUUAAGGGGUAACAGGCUCAUCGGGGGAAUUCAAGAUGACCUGAGCACUUUAUGUAAGCUUUAUGCUCUGAGCCUUUCCCGGAAUAAUUUCUCAGGCAGCGUUCCACCAUCUUUGGGUAAUAUUUCCUCUCUUCAAAUACUUAGUAUAUCAAGAAACAAUCUAGGUGGAAAUAUUCCAGCUGAGAGUGGUCGGCUUUCAAAUCUGCAUGUCCUCGAGCUGUCCUCAAAUAAACUUUCAGGUGCAGUUCCUCCUCAGCUCUACAACAUUUCGACACUCCAGAUCUUUUAUAUUACUAACAAUCUAUUAAGUGGACGGUUUCCUGCUACUGUAGGAUUGACUCUUCCAAACCUUACUUUAUUUUUGGCUGAUUUGAACCAAUUGUUUGGAUCAAUUCCCACUACAUUAGCAAAUGCUUCAGGGCUUGUAAAAAUUAGAGUAGGACACAAUUCACUCACAGGACCAAUUCCACAAAAUCUAGGUAGCCUGAAAGAACUUCAGGUUUUACAUUUUGGCCAUAAUCCCCUUGGAAUUAAUGAAGCAAAUGAUAUUAGCUUUAUUUCCUCCUUAUCAAAUUGCACAAAUCUACAAAUAUUGAGUUUGUCAAGAAUUCAAAUUGGAGGCAUACUGCCAACUGCCAUUGCCAAUCUUUCAACCAAACUCACAUCUUUGUGGCUGAAUGAUAAUACUAUAUCUGGUAGCUUACCUUCUGGGAUUGGAAACUUGGGCUAUCUCGAUGUACGUAACAAUUCUCUCUCAGGUAUUAUUCCUGAUUCCUUGGGGAAACUUGUUAAAAUGCAGGAGCUUUAUCUGUCUGAAAAUAGCUUCGCAGGAGAAAUUCCUUCAACAAUCGGUGACAUUUCUGAACUACAGAUUCUUGUAUUAGAACAGAACAUGCUUACAGGUAACAUUCCUGUUUCUUUGAGUAACUGCAGUAACUUGCAAGGAUUUACUGUUAGUCAGAAUCGCCUAAGUGGAGCUUUACCUAAAGAACUUCUUGAAAACAAAUUAUCUGGUGAAAUUUCUACAUCUAUUGAUGGUUGUAAGAUGUUGGAAUAUAUUCGGUUGAAAGGUAACAUUUUGGAAGGCUCUGUACCUUCUACUUUAGGAGAAUUGAAAAGCAUUCAGGUCAUAGAUCUAUCUCAGAAUAAUUUGUUAGGGCAAAUUCCAGCUUCUUUGGCAAAAUUAAACUUCAUCAGCACUCUAAAUAUUUCCUAUAAUAUGCUAGAGGGUGAAGUGCCAAUGGAUGGGAUCUUUGCAAACUAUAGUGCCUUUUCAGCACUGGGGAAUGGAAAGCUAUGCGGAGGAAUCAAAGCAUUGAACUUAUCAUCUUGUCCUAAACCUACCAAAAAGAAAGCAAAGCUGUCUACUCCUAUAGUAAUAGUCAUUGCCAUUACUAUUCCUCUAGCUAUAGUUUUACUUCUCAUAUCUGCCUAUGCAAUUCAUAGACUAAGCUGCUCAAAACAACAAUUACCUUUUACCUCUGCAGCAGAAAAACAGAAUCGGAAGCUCUCAUAUGCAGAAUUAUAUGAUUCCACCAAUGGUUUUUCUUCAGAAAAUUUGAUUGGUGAAGUUAAAUAUGGCUCUGUUUACAAAGGGGUCCUCAAACCUGGUGAGCAAAUGGUUGCUGUUAAGGUUCUUAAGCUCCACCAACAUGGUGCCCAUAAGAGCUUCUUGGCUGAAUGUGCAGCGUUGAGAAACAUCCGCCAUCGAAACCUCGUCAAGAUCAUAACCUCUUGUUCAAGUUUAGACUUCAAACACAACGAUUUCAAAGCUUUGAUUUUCGAAUAUGUGCCCAAUGGAAGUUUAGAGAAUUGGUUACAUCCAAGUUCAGCUGAGGAAGAGGGACAAAGCCUAAUGAAGCUCCAGUUGAUACAAAGACUGAAUAUUGCAAUCGACAUUGCGUCCGCCUUGGAUUACCUUCAUAACCAUUGUGCGACACUGAUUAUCCACUGUGAUAUAAAGCCGAGCAACAUACUUCUAGGUGAUGAUUUUCGCGCCUUGGUUAGUGAUUUUGGCCUAGCAAAAUUUCUUUCCUCCAUCGAAGGUAAAUCCCAUCAACAUCAAAGCAGCUCAGCAGCAAUUAGAGGAACAGUUGGAUAUGUUGCUCCAGAAUAUGGCAUGGGUGGAGAGGUAUCAACACAAGGAGAUGUAUACACCUAUGGAAUUCUAUUGCUUGAAUUGUUUACAGGGAAAAGGCCUACUGACAGCAUGUUCACAGGAGAUUUUAGUCUCCAUAGUUAUGUUAAGAUGGCUCUUCCCCAUCAGGUAAUGGAAAUUGUUGAUCCAAAGAUCUCAAUGGAAGCAGAAUCCAUACCAGGUAUAAUCACCAAAACAAGCAAUGGCGACAGCAUCAGUCAGGAGGAAUGCUACCUAUCGAUGUUUUGGAUUGGUGUUUCAUGCUCUUCAGAAAUUCAGAGGGACAGGAUGAAUAUUAAAGAUGUCCUCAGUGGAUUACAAGCAAUCAGGAAUGAGUUUGUUCUUAGUUGGAGCAUUGUGAAUUAUGGUUCUUAG
Messenger RNA from Coffea eugenioides, 2601 nucleotides. RefSeq names its product probable LRR receptor-like serine/threonine-protein kinase At3g47570. The transcript is spliced from 3 exons. Lineage: Eukaryota; Viridiplantae; Streptophyta; Magnoliopsida; Gentianales; Rubiaceae. Gene Ontology annotation, molecular function: protein kinase activity; ATP binding; protein binding. The record is from RefSeq and is a predicted model, not a curated record. The coding region runs from base 1 to 2601 and encodes 866 amino acids. Gene Ontology annotation, biological process: protein phosphorylation.